Messenger RNA from Beauveria bassiana ARSEF 2860, 1926 nucleotides. Its product is annotated as transcription factor. The record is from RefSeq and is a predicted model, not a curated record. The transcript is spliced from 3 exons. Gene Ontology annotation, cellular component: nucleus. Gene Ontology annotation, biological process: cellular response to starvation; regulation of DNA-templated transcription. Lineage: Eukaryota; Fungi; Ascomycota; Sordariomycetes; Hypocreales; Cordycipitaceae. Bases 1 to 1926 code for a protein of 641 amino acids. Gene Ontology annotation, molecular function: RNA polymerase II transcription regulatory region sequence-specific DNA binding; DNA-binding transcription factor activity, RNA polymerase II-specific; zinc ion binding.
AUGCCCGACGACGUCGACGACUCGACGGCCGACCUCUCGGACCACAUGUCCGACAUCGAGGAAGAUGGCGAUAUCAAAAUGGCAGACAAGUCUGACGACAACACAAAUGGCGAAACCAAGAAAAAAUACGACCCCAAGGAUCCUUCAAGGCCCAGGCGCAAAAAGGCCAGGCGAGCCUGCUUUGCCUGCCAGCGAGCACACUUGACGUGCGGUGACGAACGCCCUUGUCAACGCUGUAUCAAACGCGGUCUCGCAGACGCUUGCCAAGACGGCGUGCGCAAGAAAGCCAAAUACCUCCACGAUGCGCCUCCCGAAGCGCUGCGGCCCGUGCUAGGGCCAAAUUACAACCCAAGUUCGGGGACAACCAAUGAAAACAAUGGUAAUAAACAAAACCCGGCAGCUUCGGACGCGGCUCUCUCAACUCCAGGAAGCGCCUUCAUAUCUGCCAGCACCGCUUCUUAUCCCGUAUACCCGUCUACUACCCAGGCCGGUGUGGGACUGUCUCCCAACCUUGGUUUUAACUCACAGUCAACAGCGGCGUCAGAUCCCUUCACAGGCGCCAAUGCGCAGUCCCAAAUUGGUGGCAUGUUGGGUGGGAAUACAAUGGAUUUCAAUGCCCUGUUCGACCCGAGCAAUCCUGCUCUGUACAACUUUGAUCUAGAGGGCCUCAACUUUGGCAGUCAGUACGCUGGCUGGGAGUUUGGCAUCCUCAACAAAAUGGGGAUGGGUGCGGAGCCGCAAUCUCGAGAAAACUCAAUGUCACAGUCGACUGAUCCGGCAUACGCAUCUCUCUUUGCAAAUGGCAAUGGUGCCACCAUGCUGAGUGGUGAAUACGCCGGCGCGGAUUCCGCCGUCAACAUGUACACGCAAGGCAAUCUACAACACGGAUUACCGCACGCUUACGCCAUCGCAGCGGCACCACAGUCGUUGGCCAGUCCCAGCACGGACGCGACGACAAGUCCGCAGCCAAUCAACAAUGCCGAAGGAUCUCCAAAAUCCAACAGCUUUGCGGUGCAAAACGCCCACAGCUCACGUAUCAAGACAAAACCGGACAAGGUGGCUCAAAUUCUUGGCAAGCGACAGCGCGACUCGGCCGGCAUCUACUCGGCCGUCAAGGAGCCGUACCCUUACACCAAGGGCUUCCAUAACAUGGUGCAAAUGCUGCGUGACCGAUUACCGCACAGCAAGGUCAUCAAGGUUGCGCGGUCACUGGCCGAGAUCCGCCCCUCCUUCAUCGCGUGCACAAAGGACCUCACCAGGGAAGACUUGGUGUUUAUGGAAAAGUGCUUCCAGCGCACGCUUGUCGAGUUUCACGACUUUCUGCAGCAUUGCUGCGCGCCGACGAUAGUGUGCCGCCGCUCCGGCGAGGUCGCGGCCGUUAACAAGGAAUUCACGGCACUGACGGGCUGGACCAAGGACGUAUUGCUCGGCAAGGAGCGCAAUUACAACGUUUAUAGCCGUUCCGCGUCUACGGAAGGCGGCGAGGUCGUAGGCCCGGUGCCGCGGAGCAAGAAGACAGGUGAGGCCCAGCAACCCGUAUUCCUCGCGGAACUGCUCGACGACGACAGCGUCGUCGACUUUUACCACGACUUUGGCCAGCUAGCCUUUGAGGACUCGCGCGGCAAGGUCCAGCGCAGCUGUCGCCUGAUGAAGUACCGCACCGGCGCCGGGGAUGAAAGCGGCGAUGGCAAGACGCUGGCGGCGACGAAUGGUGGCACAAAGAUGGCGGGCGGGAGUAUAUUGAGUAGUCGCGUGACCAAGAUUGACGGCGAGCACGGCAUUUCGCGCAUCGAAAAGGAUGGCAAGGUGGACUGCACGUAUUGCUGGACAAUAAAGCGGGACGUGUUUGACAUUCCAAUGAUGAUUAUUAUCAACUUUUUGCCGCGAUAUUAUCCAAACCAAGAACCCCAUCAGCUUGCAGUAUGA